AUGACCACCAUAACAGAACUAAGCCUCUUGAUAGACAUCUGCAUGCCAAACGACCUGACCAAGAAGAUAGAUGGAGUUAUGUUCUUCAUAGAGGAAACGGCCUUUGUCUUCAAGCUCAUCUUGUUCAUGUGGAAUAUCAAUGAAUUAAAUGCCAUAGAGAAUAUGCUGGAAGACUUCAAUUCUUAUAAUUUAAAAUUUUCAGACUUAGAAAACAUAAAAGAGAAUCUUAAAGAGAUAACAUACCUAAGGAAAACAUACCGCACAAGUUGCUUUGUAUGUUCUGCGUUUUAUGCUGUGCCUCCGUUACUAAGAAAAGAUGUGAAAUAUGCUUUGCCAUAUUCCACAUACUUGCCAUACGAUAUAACUAAUAAUUUUACCUAUGUUCCGACUUUUAUAUACCAAGUAGGGUCAGUUCUAGUGUCAGCUCAUUUAAACACUAUGAUCGAUAUGAUCAAUAUUAAGCUGGUUACUUUGGGAUCUUGUUUAUUGCAAGUUCUGAUGAAUAAAUUGAAGGAUAUUGGUAUUAAUUUGGAUGAAGAUGAUUCUGUGAAGUACAGAGAAUGUCUUAUUUUGCAUAAUAAGAUUUUGAGAUUUGUGGAAAAAAUUGAAAAACUUUACUGCUACAUAACGUUUGCACAACUAUCAGCUAGUGCAACAGUAAUUUGUUUUAGUGCAUUUGGUUUAGCAAUAGUCCCAGUGGGUAGUGGAGAAUUUGAUUUAUUCUUGAUUUAUUUGAUCAACAUGAUCACACAGGUUGCCCUCUACUGCUGGGCAGGACAUAACAUGAGAGCACUGAGCGAGGAUUUAAGUACUGCUUGUUAUAUGUCAAAAUGGUACAAGACCGACACAAAAACGAAGAAAAUGAUGAUUUUGUUCAUGGAAAGGACCAAAAGACCAUUGACCUUGACGGCAGCUAAAAUGUUUCCCAUGACAUUGACAACAUUGACAUCUAUUUUGCGAUCAUCAUAUUCGUAUUUUGCCGUACUUCAGAGAGUAUAUAGUGACCACUAAACCUACUACAUACACAAU
Messenger RNA from Sitophilus oryzae (rice weevil), 1029 nucleotides. Its product is annotated as odorant receptor 43a-like. Gene Ontology annotation, biological process: detection of chemical stimulus involved in sensory perception of smell; sensory perception of smell. Gene Ontology annotation, cellular component: plasma membrane. The coding region runs from base 1 to 1011 and encodes 336 amino acids. The transcript has 5 exons. NCBI's taxonomy places the organism in Eukaryota, Metazoa, Arthropoda, Insecta, Coleoptera, Curculionidae. The record is from RefSeq and is a predicted model, not a curated record. Gene Ontology annotation, molecular function: odorant binding; olfactory receptor activity.